UCGCAAGAGUUUGUGUUUAAGUUCACACCUUCAUUAUUUUUCUCUAUAUGAAAUAACCCCUGAACCCUAACCCUAACCUAAGUCACAUAACAUGGUUAUGGUAGCAUACACUUUGCAUUAUGGUGAUAGUAGGUUUUCUGAAAAUACCUCUUUUCUUAGACCUGCAGUCAUUCCAGCCAUGUACAUGUAAUGAUGAGAAUAUUUAUAUGUAUUGAUGAACAUUGGAAUCUUUUAACUGAGCCAAUUGGCUACUUGGAAUCAUGUUUCUCGGCCAAGAAUGGUACUCCAAGGCAGGCAUCCAUUUGUAGCCAUUCGCGGGCUUGCUUGAAAAUUAGAAAGAGCAUCUUUAAUAAUCCUGAACAUUCCUUGAUGGGCUUAGAAGAGUUUUCUCAUGUUUGGAUUUUGUUUGUUUUUCACAAAAAUGGUCAUUUGAACUGUAAGGCAAAAGUGCAGCCUCCUAGGCUGAAUGGCGCUAAGACUGGAGUUUUUUCCACAAGGAGCCCUCAUCGUCCCAAUGCAAUAGGACUGACCCUGGCCAAACUGGAAAGGGUGGAAGGUGGCACUGUUUACCUUUCGGGAAUCGACAUGAUUCAUGGCACACCUGUACUAGACAUAAAGCCCUAUAUAGCUGAUUAUGACUCGCCACAAAAUUUGGUGGAGCCCCUAGGGAACUUUGAUUUGCAGUAUCACCAACAUAAACCACACACUGUGUUCCAGCCUGAUGGCAAGACUGAUAGCUCUGACCAGCAGCAGCUGUCAGCUUGGGAUGAAGCACAGCCACACAGUCACCCAGAGGAGAAUUUGAAAUGUCCAGGUGAAGCCAGAACUUCAAGAGAAAACAGCCCGGACAACGACAAGACCGCAAACCUGCGAAACCCGCCUAAGCACAGGGAGGUGGGAGCAAAUUUGGGUAUAGAGUCAAGAAGAGAUCCGAGUCUCCUUGUGGCAGGAGAGUGUGUCAGACCAUGUCGCCUGGAGAAGAGCACCUCAGAGGAAGGUGCAAGCAAGAGAAACAGGAGAGAGAGAGAAGCCACGGCCAUGCAAGGAAAGCGUGUGGAGGUGCAGGCCUCAGGGCCUCCCCAUCACCCCAGCAUGUCUGAGGCAGCUCGGAGCAGUGCAGUGCCUCCAUGGGUUCGGGAGGCCCCUGUGGCCCCCUUGGAAGUCCGGUUCACUCCUCACGCAGCAAGGGACCUGGGGCACCUCAGUUCAGAAGGUGUGGGUCAGGCUACAUUUAAAUAUUUUCAGUCAGCAGAGGAAGCCAAGUGCGCCAUUGAGGCUGUGCUGUCAGCCGACCCUCGGUCUGUGUAUCGCCGGAAGCUUUGCCAGGACCGCCUUUUCUAUUUCACUGUAGAUACGGCCCAUGUCACUUGCUGGUUUGGUGAUGGCUUUGCAGAGGUGCUAAGGAUCAAGCCUGCUUCUGAGCCUGUUCAUAUGACUUACCCUGCGGAGUCCUUGGUGUCUCUGGGAUCGUAAGACGCCGCCAUCUCAUCUUUAUGACAGUCUGGUUGACUUUGGGUGUGACUGUUGGAUUUUCUAUAUGAGUUUAUGAUGUGCCUUCUUUGCAGAAAGAAGCAACAUUUUGUGAUCUCACUGCUGGGAUGAAUUUGGAUUGUUGAACAUAUUUAUUUGGAAAACAUUUUAAUAAACUUAACUGAGAGAUACGAAAUUUAGAGAAAUUGCUGUAUGCCAUACCUUCUCACCUGUUUAUUUUGAGGAAUCCAACGGUGAUGCUG
Molecule: messenger RNA, 1733 nt
Organism: Talpa occidentalis (Iberian mole)
Lineage: Eukaryota; Metazoa; Chordata; Mammalia; Eulipotyphla; Talpidae
Gene: TRMO
Product: tRNA methyltransferase O
Exons: 5
Coding region: 190-1473 (427 amino acids)
Source: RefSeq, a predicted model, not a curated record